GCAUGAUGAGCUCUGAGUCAGUCCACAGCUGGCUCUCCAGAGCACCCCAUAACCAUACAAACUGGGACAGGAGAAAGGAGGCAGAAAGCAGACGGCUCUCCUACCAGGACCAGCAUGAGAGUAAGAAUGAAGGCGCUUCCACUUUGGCUUGUAACAUGCACAGCUGUUUCUAGCGCUCUUUCCAUCCACCCAGAGACAGACAAUGAAGAUGAUGCAAAGCUCGUACAGAACUAUUUGAAUAAUUUCUAUGCUGUUGAGCCAGAUCCAAAUCAACUUGGAUGGAAAACAAACGCUGAAUCCACAGAUGAAAAACUUCAGAAAAUGCAACAAUUUUUUGGUUUGAAAGUGACUGGAAAACUGGAUAAUGAGACGUUGGAAAUGAUGAAGAAACCCAGGUGUGGAGUUCCUGAUGUGGGUUUCUAUGGCUUUACUCUGCCUGGAUGGAAAAAAAACAAACUGACAUACAGAAUUGUGAACUACACACCAGAUAUGAGCAAGGAGGAUGUGGAUAAAGCAAUUGAGAAGGCAUUUAAAGUGUGGAGCGCUGUCACCCCGCUGGUGUUCACUCGCAUUCAUAAGGGAAUAGCAGAUAUAAUGAUUGCUUUUGGGACCAAAGUUCAUGGACAUUGCCCUCGUUAUUUUGAUGGCCCCCUUGGAGUUCUUGCUCAUGCCUUUCCACCUGGCAAUGGUUUAGGCGGUGAUGUGCACUUUGAUGAGGAUGAAGACUGGACCACAGGCUCAGCUGGGUUCAACUUGUUCCUUGUUGCUGCUCACGAGUUUGGCCAUGCCCUGGGUCUCUCCCAUUCUAACGAUCAGAGGGCUCUCAUGUUUCCCAAUUAUGCCUACAUCAGCCCCAGUGAAUUUCCUCUCUCUCCAGAUGAUAUAAGUGCCAUUCAGUCCAUUUACGGAUCCCCACCAAGCACCCCAGAUAAAAGGCCAGCUACCCCUACCUCACCUAAAAUCUGUGGCUCCCAGAUGUCCUUUGAUGCUAUAACUACAUUCCGACAAGAAGUCAUUUUUCUAAAGGGCAGGCACUUAUGGCGGGUAUAUCCUGAUAACUCAGAAGCUGAGAGGGAAUUAAUUUCUGCCUUCUGGCCAAAUCUGACUCCUGGUAUUGAAGCUGCAUAUGAGAACACAAAAGAUCAGAUCCUACUUUUCAAAGGCAACAAAUUCUGGAUUAUCAGUGGAUAUCAGGUAUUGGUUGGCUAUCCAAAGAAUAUCAACACACUGGGCUUCCCUAAAGGUGUCAAGAAAGUUGAUGCAGCUGUUUGUAAUAAAAAUACAGGGAAGACAGACUUUUUCAUAGGUGACAAGUACUGGAGGUUUGAUGAAAACAACCAGACCAUGGAGAAGGGUUAUCCUAGACUGACAGUUGCUGAAUUUCCAGGAAUUACUCAGAGGGUUGAUGCUGUUUUUCAGCAGAAAGGAUUGUUCUACUUCUUCCAUGGAUCAAAACAGUGGGAAUUUGAUCUUAUUGCUAAAAAAGUUAUCAGAGAAAUGAAGAGUAACAGCUGGUUUAACUGUUAGUAUCAUUAAACUUUCUUACAUUCAGCAAAAGACAAUAAAUACCAUUCCAGAGAUCUCAUAAAUUGUUUGUAUGUACACUGCUCUAUAGAAUAGGCAACAGGACUAGUUUUCAUAAAUGCUUUUCAUGUAUUUUAAUAAAUUAACAUGUCAGCUCAAAUUUUAUUUUCAAAGACUAGAACAAAAUUGCAUUUUGCCCGUAAGUGGAAAUUGUACAAAAUAAUUUAUUACUUUAUUCUCCAGAUGAUUUGGGGAUUUUUUUAAUAUUAUGGCAAUAAACAGUUUUAGGUUGA
Molecule: messenger RNA, 1817 nt
Organism: Cyanistes caeruleus (blue tit)
Lineage: Eukaryota; Metazoa; Chordata; Aves; Passeriformes; Paridae
Product: matrix metalloproteinase-27-like
Biological process (GO): extracellular matrix organization; collagen catabolic process; proteolysis
Cellular component (GO): extracellular matrix
Molecular function (GO): zinc ion binding; metalloendopeptidase activity
Source: RefSeq, a predicted model, not a curated record